Lecanosticta acicola is the source of this 3159-nucleotide messenger RNA. The record is from the annotation of a GenBank genome assembly. Lineage: Eukaryota; Fungi; Ascomycota; Dothideomycetes; Mycosphaerellales; Mycosphaerellaceae.
AUGCUCGGCCGAACGCGCCGAGCGCGCCUGUUGGCCCUCGUGGCCUGCAUUGUCAUCGUCUUCUUCCUCUACGAACGCAGCGAAGUGCGCGUGGAACGUUACGCGGAUUACCUCACGUCCACCGCGGGCAGUUUUGGCGCAGGAAUCGGAGGAGGUGCUGUCUUGCGGCCAUCCGAGCAGCAGGAACAGCAACCUCUGCCGGAACCGCCCAAGCCAGAUGAGUGGAAUGGAAAGGAAUCGGUGCCUGCUCCCAAGACGGCGCCCAAGAAAGUCGUCGAGCCAGAAUCAGCAUCUUCAACUUUGGGAUAUGAAGCGCCUGCUCCGUCUCCCCUGAUCACCCCAGCCCCGACUUCUUCCCAAUCCGAAGCUGUCUCGGACAAGACGACUCCCACGUACAAUGGUGCACCUCAGUUCUACGGCGGUCCGGUGGUUGAGGUGGGUGAGGGACGAGUGGAGCAAGAACCCUCCAAGCAUUCCACAUCCUCAAAGCCGCCACCUAUUCAUUGGACCAAAUUACCUGAGAAGUUCCCGAUCUCGUCGACCAUUCAGUUGCCCACGAGCAAACCGAGUCCGAUUCCUCUCGUUCAGAAGGGCAAAGGCAGUGCAGACCAGGAUCGUCUACUUGCGAUCAAAGAGGCGUGCAAACAUGCUUGGAAAGGCUUCAGAGCAUACGGCUGGGGAUACGACGAGGUCAGGCCCGUGUCAGGAAAGGGACAGAACUCGUUCAAUGGCUGGGGAGCUACCUUGGUGGACUCUUUGGAUACACUGUGGAUCAUGGGCAUGAAAGAGGAGUUUGAGGAGGCCGUGAACAAGGCAGCGGAGAUCGAUUUCACAACGUCUCCCAGGAACGACAUUCCCAUGUUUGAGGUCACCAUCAGGUAUUUGGGAGGACUUAUCGCCGCGUACGAUGUCUCGGGGAAGCAAUACAGGAUACUGCUGGACAAGGCUGUUGAGCUGGCCGAGGUUCUGUACAGUGCCUUCGACACGCCAAACCGGAUGCCAGAGACUUAUUAUUACUGGAAGCCAACCUUUGCUUCAAAUGCCCAUCGGGCGAGCACGCGAGUGGUUAUGGCUGAGCUUGGCACAUUGAGCUUGGAAUUCACGAGGCUAGCACAACUGACUGGAGAGCCAAAGUACUACGACGCUAUCGCUCGAGUCACGGACGCCCUCGAGGAGUUUCAGAACAGGACUCGCCUGCCCGGUAUGUGGCCGACGAUACUGGACGCGAGUGGCUGCAGCAAGCCAGUCUACAAGGCACCGCCUCCUGCCCAUCAAAUUCCGGUCCCUGGUGGGGAGACGUACAUGGUUAGCAGCGAACCCGUCAAGGUCGAUCCGCACAUUAUGUCUGCAGCCGAGAACGCAGUGAAGCAGAACACCAAGCCUUUGCAGAACGCCGAUGACAGGAAUCCAUCGCUGGGUACUGUUGCGAAUCCUGCUCCUGUCAAUCCACUUGUUGCAGAUGCGGAUUCGUCGCUACGACACCCUAUGGCGGAGCAUCCGGCCAACAGCGAGACUGGAUCCCUUGGAAAGUCCGAGGGGUUUGGUGAUCUGUAUGGGGGAAGCAAUACGAACGAAGCCAAGGCGAAGGGGCCUCUGCCACCGGGUUCUGGAGACGACACUAGCAAGCCCAGUGUGCCCUACGGCCAAAGGCCGAGCGAGCCACUGCCUCCUCAGCUUGGAGUGCCACAUCAAAAGCGACAGCUAGAGGACAUCGGCGACCUUGUUGAACCGUCUUCACGCAUGAAAUCGACGAACACCUCGCCUCAUGACCAGCCGUCUCAUCAUCAGGGCUUGCGACAGCUGGAGACCCUCGCUGAUGCGACGCCAGAAGAACCAGAGUGCAUUGCUCAAGGGCUGGAAUCCUGCAGCAAGAAUUCGCCAGAGACAUACACGCUUGGCGGCCAAAGCGACAGCACUUUCGAGUAUCUACCCAAGAUGUUCCUCUUGAUGGGAGGUAGAGUGGAGCAAUACAAGACAAUGUACCUGGACAGCAUGAAGCCGAUCACUGAGAAGCUGCUCUUCCGACCGAUGACGCGCGAGAACCUGGACAUUCUGAUCUCCGGUGAGCUGCGCAUCAAUGUCAACUACACCUCCGGCGAGUACAUCGAAAACCCGAGCCCUAAGAAUGAGCAUCUCACGUGCUUUGUCGGAGGCAUGUUUGCCAUGGGUGGCAAGAUCUUCAGCAUCCCGGAACACGUCGAGCUUGGACGUAAAGUCACCGACGGCUGUGUCUGGUCCUAUAAUGCUACCGAGUCUGGCAUUAUGCCUGAGUCUUUCCACAUGAUUGCUUGUGACAGCAAGACGAAUUGCAAAUGGAACGAGACUCGUUGGCAGGAAGAGCUGGACCCGUAUGCGAACUUUAGAGAAGAGCAACGCGCGGACUGGCAAAAGACAUAUGGUGUUGAUGAUGUCGCGGCUUACGAGAAGCAAGUGGCCGCCGCGAGCAGCUCUUCAGUAGCGGCGGAGAUGGCAAAGGCCACAUCUGCAGCAGGCUUCGAGAACAUGGAGGAUGCGUACACGCACGCACAGCAAGCCUACCAAAUCAGUAAGAAGAAGAGACAGCUGGAUGAUGGUCCCGCAGCACCACGGCCUGUUCCGGCUGCAACUCCAACGUCUCCGCCCACCGCAGUUACUGGCUCAAGUGAUCCUUGGAGCGGCGGACUAAAUCAGUACGCUGGACCUGCUGGUGAGUACCUCGACUACUCGUCCAGCAGUGUCUAUAUGCCUCCGAAGCCGGUCUACACUCCGCCGCCCCCGCCUACUCAUGAAGAAUACGUCGAGAGGAAAAUCACGGACGAGCGCCUUCCGCCAGGCUUCACUCGCAUCGACGGCAAAGGGUACAUACUACGUCCCGAAGCCAUCGAGUCGGUGUUCUACAUGUACCGCAUCACCGGCGAGCAGUACUGGCGCGAUAUGGGCUGGAAGAUGUUCACAGCCAUUGACCGAGCGACGCGGGCGCCAUAUGGUCAUGCUAGUAUCGACGAUAUCACGAAGACUUCGCCUGAACAUAUGGACAAGAUGGAAUCUUUCUGGAUUGCGGAGACUUUGAAAUACUUCUACCUGCUAUUUGAUAAUCCAGAUACGUGGAGUCUGGAUGAUUGGGUAUUAAACACUGAGGCGCACUUUUUUAGACGGCCAGAGAACCCGGGGAAUCUCUGA